AUGUCUUCAGCUAUAAUAAGAACAAAAGAUCGAAGACAAGAAGGUUAUCAAUCUUUUACAAAUCCAAAUCAAAGUCCAUCAUUCACAAAUCAUUAUCACAACAACGGUUAUAUUAACAACGUUAACCAUAAUACCAAUAAUCAUGCUACUAAUGUUGCUAAUAAUCAUUUUUCAAUAUCUCCAGGUCCAAAUUCAUUCAAACAAAUUGAACAAAUAGUUUAUGAUGAAAGUUCUAGCAGACAUAUGCAUGAUCGAAUGUUAUUUCUACUUUUUAAUUUAGUUGGUAGGAAUGUUAUUGUCACUUUAAAAAGUGGUGUAAAAUAUCAAGGUUUUUUCAUGGCAGCAUGUACAGAUGGUGGAAUUGGCGUGGUGUUAAGAUUAGCCAAAAGAGUUUUAUCCAAAAGUGAAGAAAAAACCACAUCAAAUCCUGCAAAAGAAUCUUUUAUCAUAUUAGAAAAGGAUCUUAUGGAUAUAUAUGCUACUAAUGUUGACUUUUCUGCAUCAGAAAAAUCAAAUUUAGAACAUAAUUUAGGCCAAGAAAAUGGUGAUACUUGGGAUCAAUUUGCUGCAAAUGAACAAUUGUUUGGAAUUGCCACUGAUUUCAAUGAAGAAAUUUAUACCACAAAAUUAGAUCGCUCAAAAGCUGAUUUUAAAGAACGAGAAAAGGCUGCUAUCGCUCUUGCAAAUGAAAUUAACAGAACUGCUACUACAAAUACUCAUAUGCUAGAAGAACGUGGUUGUAUCAUUGAUGAAAAUCAAAUGGACGAAGAAGAACGUUACGGCGCUGUUAUUCGUAAUCGUGAUCCAAAAGAAACAAAAUCAUUUUCAUCCAUUAAUAACAACAAAAAUAAUAAUGGUAGUGAUGGUGAUAAUAUUCUAAAGGCAAUACCUUUAACUAAUGGAACUGCUGAAACUACUAAUGAAGCAGCUACAUCUGUACAAAAGAUGUCUAAUUUGGCUCAAUUCCGAAUAACAGAACCCAUUGAUGUAUUAAUUCAAAAGUUAGAUUUGCCAUUACCAAAAGAUCUUAUUCCAAUUUUGACAAAAGAUGAAUCUAAACAUAAAUUAUUCGAAGAUAAAACAAUCAUAUCCAAACAUUCGGAUAUCAAAACAGAUCUUAAAAAACCCGAAGCAUCAGAAUGGAAACCAAAUCCUAAUGCGGCAAGUUUCACUCCGGUAUGGGUUGUCACUAAUACCAAUAUUGAUAGAAAAUCACCUGAUUCAUCACCUUUCUUUGGAAAUCAACAAUUAAAGAAAAAUUCUGCAACAAUUAAAGAUGGUUUUCAUAAAGGAAAACCAUUAAUAAAUCCAAAUACAAUUCUUGUCAAUCCAAGUUAUGGAUUUAUGCCUUACUCUGUUGCACCUUUUCGAUAUCCAAAUUCAACUCAAUAUGGUGUAGUCUCUUUACAACAACCUACACAAAUGUCAUAUAUGCAACCAAGGUUUGUGCCUAGUAUGCCAUUCACUACACCUUCAGUUCCAUCAACUGGUGCACCUCAAAUAUACAAUCCGCAAAUCCAACCAAUGGUUCCACAACAUUUUGGCUCACAGGGAUUUCCAUCUCCAGGCUGUACACCAAUGAUUCCAAAUGGAAUGCGUCCACAUAUGUAUCAGCAAUAUCAAAAUCCACAUGCAAUACCACCAGUUAUGAGAUAUUCAGUACCUCAAGCACUGCCAAAUUUGGGACAAAGACCUAUGAUGAUGAUGGAACCUCAUUAUGUAAAACAAUCUGAAACUAACCCAAUAAGUAAAUUAAAAAAGUAA
Molecule: messenger RNA, 1764 nt
Organism: Entrophospora sp. SA101
Lineage: Eukaryota; Fungi; Glomeromycota; Glomeromycetes; Entrophosporales; Entrophosporaceae
Source: the annotation of a GenBank genome assembly